GAUCGACGCUGUGAAGAAAGGGCGAUACAUAUCAUUUUUAAAGCAUGUUGUCUACUCUACAUAGAUAUACUCAAGAGUUAGCUGUUUUUUGAACAUUAUUGUGUUCAAUGAUAAGUUGCCAAGAAAGUUGGAAACCCUUCAGAAACCCACAUCAGGAGAACUUGGCUGGACCUGGACCUGGAUGUUGGCCAUUUUUCAAGGUCAUGGCAAAACUGAGGUUCCUGGGGAUACAAGAAACAGCCAGCUGAACUGCAAGCUGAAAGCAUGUUUCAAAGGAUGAGGCCAUUCUCUUGGGAUAGCCAUGUUUUGUCUCCAUGACAGCUAUGUCACUCAGCCCUCUCUGCAGUGACCCCUGUGCCGCGAAUGAUGCUGGGAAAUAACGAGCACUUUUAUCCCGGUCAGGAUGACCAAGAUGGGGAGGAUGAGGAGGAGGACGAGGACCUGGUCAGAGAACCCAGAAAAGGGGAAGACGGACAUGACAUCGAGAAUGGAGGGUUAGAAGGUUUGCUAGAGAAGGAAAUGACGGGAGGAAGACAAUCCUGGGAAGGAAAAGUUGGCGAGGUGGUCAAACCGGCAGCCAUUGUAGUCGGCAGGCAGAGAGCAGACCGCCCCGUGAGGUUAGGAAACCCGGGAAACCGCGGGGUCGCUUACAUGUCCAAUCAAGACAUCUUACAUCAUCACACAGCCAAUAAGACGCAGCAUCAUGUCGUCGCGGCCAAUCAGCAUCACACGGGCUUGAACGCACCGCACAAGAGAAGAGCACUGAUGGAGCGCAGCAUGACCACCAUGGCGCCGUUGGAGGACACUUUCCUGACCAUGAUGGUGUUCCGCGUUGGAAUUCCUGACAUCAAACAAACACAAUGUCUCCAGUUCGACCAAGACUGCACGGUGUGGAACGCCAAGCAGCAGAUCAUCUGCUCCCUCACUGAGACCUUGUGGGACGUCUACAACUAUGGCCUCUUCCAGCCCGCGGGAGAGGGACGGGACGCCAAGUUCUUCGACGAGGAGAGGACCUUGAGGGAUUACUCACAGUCCUUUGAGAAAGGGGUGCCUUACCUUGAGUUUCGAUACAAAACUAGAGUGUAUAAGCAGACAAAUCUGGAUGAAAAGGCACUUUCCAAGCUCAGCACUAAGGCCAGCCUCAAAAAGUUCAUGGAUUAUGUACAAACUGGAGCGCUGGAGAAAAUGGUUAAAGUCCUGGAUAAAGGUCUUGAUCCAAACUUUCAUGACCUGGAGAGUGGAGAGACCCCCCUGACUGUGGCCGCACAGUCAGGCCUGCCAGUGGAGGGCAUGAGGGCUCUGGUUCAGGGCGGAGCUCAUUUUGACUUCAGAAGCAGAGAUGGUUUGACUGCGGUGCACAAAGCUGUCAGGGUUCACAAUCAUACUGGGCUAAUGGCUCUCUUGUCAUUGGGAAGCUCUACAAACUACAAAGACCGCUGUGGCCUGACCCCGCUGUACCACACAGUCCUGACGGGGGGCGACACCACAUGCUGCGAGACUUUGCUUUACUACAGGGCCAAGUUGGGGACGAGGGAUGAGAAUGACUGGGAUGAGUCUCAUCUGCACAUGGAUGAAGAGGAAUUUGGGAUGGAAGAAAUCCAUAAGGCUUGCCAGAAUGGCUUUGCCCAACACUUGGAGCAUCUGCUGUUUUAUGGGGCAGACGCCUCCUCUCAGAAUGCCUCAGGAAAUGCCGCGCUUCACAUUUGUGCCCUAUACAACAAAGAAAGCUGUGCUCGAGUGCUUUUGUACAGGGGAGCAAACAAGGAAGCAAAGAACAAACAUGGCCAGACCCCUUUUCAGCUGGCUGUAAUGUCUGGGCACUUUGAACUUGGGGAAAUCAUCAAAAACCACAAAGAUUCAGACAUAGUCCCUUUUUUGGAAUCACCAAAAUAUGUCUCCAAGCAAAAAGAAAGCGCCCAUACGCUGCCUCUUCCCACGCUCCAGUCCCACCCUUUACUACGUGCUAACAGUGAUAAUACCAUGAUCCACUCUGAUCCUCCGGUUAUUCCCAACAAGACUGCAAACGCUCCCAACCCAGCUCAGGGCCACCGUAGGGCUUCCAUUGGCUUGAGAAGUUCCAGCAGCCCUAGAAAUCGCACCCGUUCCCCAUCGCGAGGAAGAGGAGGCCAGAGUGACUCAGAGGAGAGGCACAGGCAGCCACGAAGCAGGCAGGGGGCGGCGCCUGCAGGCAGUGGGGGAGGUCAAGUGAAGCGGAUGUACAGUGCAGUGCCUGGGAGGGUGUACGUGGCCACUCGGGCCCACUCUGCUAGUGGAGACAGGCAGCUCUCCCUCAACAAAGGGGAUAAAGUGAAAGUCUUAAGUGUCGGAGAGGGGGGCUACUGGGAGGGAACGGCGAAAGGUCGCACUGGCUGGUUCCCCUCGGACUGUGUGGAGGAAGUGGCAGCUGGCAGCAAGGACAAUCGAUCAGAGACGCGGAGUGAGAAAGCCAAGAGGAAGCUCUUCCGUAACGUCACUGUCGGGGCAUACGACGGCACCGAUGGUCCUAGCUCUUUCUACAUUCAAGCUGUCAGCCCCAGCAUGACCCAGCUAAGAACUGUGAGCUUUAAACACAAGGUCCUGGGCCGUGAAGGAUGUGAGUGA
Molecule: messenger RNA, 2601 nt
Organism: Entelurus aequoreus (snake pipefish)
Lineage: Eukaryota; Metazoa; Chordata; Actinopteri; Syngnathiformes; Syngnathidae
Product: SH3 and multiple ankyrin repeat domains protein 1
Exons: 20
Coding region: 364-2601 (745 amino acids)
Cellular component (GO): dendritic spine; postsynaptic density; postsynaptic membrane
Molecular function (GO): synaptic receptor adaptor activity; ionotropic glutamate receptor binding
Source: RefSeq, a predicted model, not a curated record